AUGGUAUAUGUUGUGGGAAGAUGGAAUACCAUUGUGUCCUUCAAUCUUUGUUAUUCAGAUGACCCUCGUGGUAUUGAGAAGAUAAUUCCAAAUAUUGUUUUACAAGGAGUAUAUGAUCAAACUUAUUCGGAUAGGGCCUAUCUUGUGAAAUCAUUAGAAGGAGACUUAUUGAUGGUUAGAAGAUUUUUGGGUUAUCACCGCCGUGAAGAUGGGUAUUCAUAUAGCAGUGGUACUGAGAGUUUCGAAGUGUAUAAGUUGCAACUCGAUGUCCAAAGUGGAAAGCUUUUGCAGAUGUCCAAAGUCAACAGUUUGGGAGACAAUGUUCUGUUCCUGGAUGACAGUGAUUCAAUUUCUUUGUCGGCUUCGUAUUUCUCCAAUUGUCUGCAAAAGGAUUCUAUUUACUAUGCAGAUGAUUUUUAUGACGACCACCCAACUCCUUAUCCUUCUAGCCCAUUUGAUAAUGGAAUCUAUAAUGUAAAGGAUCAAAGCUUUGCUAAACAUUACCCUUACGAUUCUUCCUUCGAGCGUAUGCCACCUCCAUUAUGGGUUUUACCACCAUUCAAAUGGGAUUGA
Molecule: messenger RNA, 573 nt
Organism: Gastrolobium bilobum
Lineage: Eukaryota; Viridiplantae; Streptophyta; Magnoliopsida; Fabales; Fabaceae
Exons: 1
Coding region: 1-573 (190 amino acids)
Source: RefSeq, a predicted model, not a curated record